Bombus huntii is the source of this 4280-nucleotide messenger RNA. RefSeq lists its product as uncharacterized. Gene Ontology annotation, molecular function: chromatin binding. Gene Ontology annotation, biological process: negative regulation of transcription by RNA polymerase II; chromatin organization. Gene Ontology annotation, cellular component: pericentric heterochromatin. The coding region runs from base 386 to 3841 and encodes 1151 amino acids. The record is from RefSeq and is a predicted model, not a curated record. The transcript has 10 exons. Lineage: Eukaryota; Metazoa; Arthropoda; Insecta; Hymenoptera; Apidae.
GGGGAGAGUUUUCGUGACGAGAGCCAUCUUGACGAGCAUCGGCUUGCUCAUGAUAGACAGAGGACGAGUCUGUGGCGGCGGCGGCAGCGGCGAUGGAAUCGUUUCUAAAUGUUCCCGUGAAUUCUGAACGCUCGUGUUGUCAGCAAUUAGUAUAAUCGUUUAUAUCGUACAUAUUUUUCACAGUAAACCGGCUAGUAUUUCAAGAACACAUUUAUUUGUGAGUUUUAUUCGUUGGUAACUUACGCCACUGGCCGCGUUUACAAUGACUCCAUGCUGUGUGCCUCUCGACGUCUUACCAUUUAUGCGGGAAUUCAUUUAGUUUAAAUAAAAAAGACCCCGCCAAAAGAAGCUUGUGGAUAGAGACUUAAAUACAUUAUUGAACAAAAUGGAGGGUGGCGAUGGCCCUUCGGCCAUUAGUAGUAAUCCUACUGUUAUUAAAGCUGCACAAGAAGAAAUGGGAAGAUUAGAUGUUCUUGUGUGUGGACAGUGCCAUUCAGUUUUUCAUUUUAUUGAAGAAUUCCAAGAGCAUCGUACAAAAGAAGGUGCUUGCACCCAAGUUUCACAUUUUCGUGAAAAUAGUAAUAAUGAGCAAAAAGCACAAGUAUGGGCUUUCCUUUUAUGGAAAGAUUCACAAAUACAACAGGAAAGUUCAGAUAGGGACUCAACAAAUUCAUGGAAACUGUAUCAAAAAUGGUGCAAAAUGGAUACACACAUAAGAGAUUCGUGGAUUGCAGCUGGGAAAACUAUACAAACAUUUACGAAAAUUAGUAAUGCAAAAAUGCAAGAUGUACCAAGGCAAAAUCAAAUAACUACUAAUGCAGAAGGAAAACCAAUAGUAGUCCGUAAAGUAAUUAGAAAUGGACAACCGGAAGAUGAUAGUAGAAAAGAUACUAAAACUUCGGAAGCAAAGAAUCAAAAAAGUAAUGAAUCUUUCGAGGAAGUAGAAAAGAAAGAAAAACCAAAAUUGAGACCGACAAUAAAACUCAAGACCAAAUCAAAUAAAGCUGGUGAUGACGACUCAAGCGAUGAAGAGUAUGUAGUAGAAAAAAUUUUAGCUAAACGGUUUAACCCAAAAAAAAGAUGUUCGGAAUAUCUAUUAAAAUGGGAAGGUUUUGGACAUGAGCAUAAUAGAUGGGAGCCUGCUGAGCAUGUAGCUACGUGUAAACAUUUAUUAGAAGAAUUUGAAAGAAACCUUGCUAAAAAAAAAGAAUUGAAAGCAGCUCAACAGCAGGCUACUGCUAAGGCAGCAGGUCGAGGUGCUCAUCCCGCACAAAAAACAAUUAUAAAAGCUGAAGCUAAACCUGGACCAAGUACUGCAGGUCAAGUAGGACGACCUAUGCGAUCAAGUAAAUCAAAAGCAAUGGAUCAAGUGAAGCAGUGGUGCGGUUCCAUGAAGGACGAAGACAAUGACCUAUUAGGGAAAAGAAAGAUGGAUUAUUCGGAGAGUGAUUCCGAGGAUGGUGGCAGUAGCGUUGUCAAACGAACUAAAGGCGACACAGGUAGUGACGAAGACUGGACUGGAGAGUCUGAGGAGGAAAAAUUAUUGGGUCGAAGUGAUAUGAUUCAGCGCGCAUUUAAUCGUGCUAAUGCUCAAUCAAACGGGUCUAACAGAGCAAGUGGUUCGUCUACAGAUCUUGCGACUUCAUUGGGACUUCAAUCUCCCGAAGGAGCAAAAUCUAACCAACCACCAGUCUUAGUUGCGAAUGCCAAAGGAGUCGUUAAAGUUGACCCGAAGCAAAUGCCAAAUUUAACAUCCGGCGUUUACGUAAUGUCACGGAAAGAUGGCAUCAUUAAGUUGGACUCGUCCCCUAGCGGAAAAUUGGCUGUAAAAGGUUCGCCAACCACACAAGGUGUUUUGAUGGUUCAAAAUCGAGAUAAUACUAACGUAGUAAGAAAGCAAGUAAUAUCCGCAUCGCAAUCGAAUUCUGUAACACCGGUAAAAGUGGUUUCUAAAAUGGAUGGAGGUCAAGUAGUAACUCAGAUGAAAGUAGUUUCUAAGCCUGUUACGAGUAAAGCAGGAGGUAUACAGAAAACAGAGCCUAUAAAGAUCCAGCCGAAACCAGAUCCGACACAGUUACCGCAGAUACAUGUCGUGACCGCGGUGCCGGCUCCCAUAACUUUGCAGCCAAGAAUAAGUACAGGAAUACGUCCUGGACCUGUUACAGGCCAACGCAGUGCGGACGGUCGACCUUUGUUACCCAGACCUCCACUGCGUGCGACGACACCAACUAGCGUACUUGGAAUCGGGUCAACAAUUCGCACACCUGUUAGGGCGCCAGCCCCGAAACAAAUUCAGUCUCAGCAAACACGCCAGGUACUACAAAAACGUACGACGGCUGUAACUACGCAAAGUAACUCGGUGAGUCCUGGAAAUGUCACUCAAGUUAGACCAAAGUUUACGGUGCUUAGCCCACAGCCGAAGCAAGUGGUAAAGUCUGGAACUAGUCCAGUGCAACAGGCUAAACAGUCUCCGAAAACACCAGUUGGUAAGCCACAGUCAUUAUUAUCUCCGCAGCAAAAGUUAUUAAUGGCAAAAAGGAAAGCUCAAGAAGCAGCGGGUAUCAUUAAACCAGGUGGCCGCGGCCUCCUAGCAGCUGCUCGUGUUACCGCCGGUCGAGGCAGAGGGAAAUUGGCUGAAACACCAGCGACGGCCACUCCGGGGAACAAACUGAAAGAAAGUAAAUUGGCGGAAGGUGAUGGACUUCAUAUGGAGUUCCACGAGGUAGGCUCCGAAGAGAGUAGCAGCGAUGUUGAACCGGAGCUUCCACCUCCUGAAGCUGAUACCAUUGCCACUACGGAGCCUGAUAGUCCACCUAGGCCGUUUACUCUUUGUCCAUUGACGGGCCGUAUCAUUGGACCGGAUGGUGAACCCGUCGAACAACCGGCUGAACCAGAACCUGAACUUGAAUCUACGGGAACUCCGUUGUCUACCAUUAAAGCCGCUACAACUACAUCAGAGAGUAUAGACGUCUCCGCUACAACUACCACCACAGAAUUGGUUCUACCUUCUCUUGAUUCUCUUACAGAGGGUGGUGGAAUAAUGAGAGUCGAAAUGAGUCCCGGUGGAACGACAGGAACGAUCGUUCAGACCAGCGAGCCAGCGCAAAUCAAUUUGACGAAUGUAUCUGUUCCUGCACCGGAUCUUCCUUGUUUGGAUGAUACAGCUCCUGCCGUGGCCACACCAGCCACAACUACGACAACACCGUUAACAGAAGCGACACCAACCAGUGAAUCAUCUAUUGCAGCAGGAUUAACUACAGCCACUGUUACCUCGACUAACACAAUAGCAAUCGCGUCUACCGAUGUAAAAACUGAAGAAAAAAUAUCGGAAGAGAGGAAGGUAACCGAAGACACAUCAAACUUGGUAACAAUAACUGGAGAGGAUGGUGUUGUUUAUCAAGUGGCUGGUCAAGCUGAGGAUGGCCAGACAUUAUUGGUAACUCGAGAUGCUGAUGGCGAGCAACAAUGUGUAUAUGUUACCACAGAGCAACAAGGAGACGAAGGCUCUGUUUUAACGUUAGAUCACGCUGUGGCGGAAGCUGUAGCUCAAUUAAUACCUGAUCAAGUAAAUCUGGCUUCGCAGUUCUAUGUAAAGGAAGGUGGUACAGAACCUACUGAAAAUCCAAUGGUAAUGUCUAUCAUGGACAACACGAAUACGGCGGAUGUGACGGAGGGACAAGAAGAUGGUGAUGGUCAUGGCCAAGUUGUAGCUCAAGUCGUACAAGCGGAAGAACCUACUCCAGGUGGAACAAGAAGAGUAGUCUUACUCUUACCUGACGGAAAUCUAAUGAUGACAGAAGUAACGGAAGAACAAUAUGCUGCGCUCGGACUCGGCAAGUGAAGAAACACUUAACAUUAAUAUCAUGUGGAAUGAAUAAACGAUUAUGCAUCGAACUAUAGAAUUUACAAUGGAAGUUGUACGCUUAAGGGAUGAUCGUGGGUUGUAUAUAUGUAAGAAGAUUUACUUCGUACAAUUGCAAUGAAAUUAUCCACAAUUUUUCCAGCUGAAAACAGAUACAAUGUGAAAGAAAAAGAACAACAAACACAUAUAGCUGGUAUAUUGUAAAAAGAAGAAAAGGGAAAAAUAAUAACAGAAUCGUAAUUACACAGAAAUCUAGAAUAAUAGAUUAAUGGAUAAAUAAUUAUGUUUUAGAAAUUCAUAUUUCAGUGUCCCAAAUCCGCUGGAAUCUUAAUUUUUAUUCGUUUAAUUUAUAAAUGUGAAGAGAGAGCGAGAGAGAGAGAGAGAGAGCGAGAGAGAGUAAACGCGAAAGAAAAACAAA